AUUUACAAUCUCAAACAUUUAUCAAACUCUCUCAACUUCAUCUUCCGCUCCAAAAAAUCUUCUUGUCUCUCUAUAAUCAAUCGCACAGUAUGGAAUGCAAUCGCUGCACCGUGUGCUUUAUCGUUUGUGUGAUGAUCGUUGGUUUAUAUAUUACUAUCCUCGCGUUUGCAAUCAAAGAGGGUUCUCGCAAAAUCCCGGUGCCGAAAAUAGAAUUAGCUUCUAUGGAUUUCACGGUGCAAAAUAUUACACAAACUCGUCUUAGUGCAAAGUGGGAUUUGUCCAUAAGGAUCCCUGAUAAUCUUCCUGGUCAGUAUAUAUGCCUUCAAGGAGAACUUCAAGCUUCAUUUCUUUACAAAAAUGUUACUCUCGCUACCUCAUCACCACAAAAAUACUACAAUCUCAAACGCAACAAUCCUCAGCUUCUUAAGGUUUCAGCGGUUGUUUCCGGAGAAGAUGUCGGCGGUUUGCUUGGAAAAGACAUUAUGGAAGAUAUCAAAGAGAAGAAGGAAGUACAAUUCGGAUCGCGGUUUUCUCUUACUGAUUGCAGAGAAAAGACGACAGGAUUUAUGAGCUAUGCGUGCGAUGAAGUCACCUUGAGGUUCAAACCUGGAUUAGAGAUGAAGGCUACUGUGUUUGGCAACCAUCCAAAGUGCAUCAACUUUUGACCGAGUCUACGUAACCACUACCAGUUCAUUGAUUUUGAUUUUUUUUUUGCAUAUGUUUCGUUCAUUGUAAAGUUUUCAAAUUCUGUGUUUGAAUUUCUUUGGAAAUUAACCAUAUUUAGUCUC
This is a messenger RNA of Arabidopsis arenosa, 788 nucleotides long. NCBI's taxonomy places the organism in Eukaryota, Viridiplantae, Streptophyta, Magnoliopsida, Brassicales, Brassicaceae. The record is from the annotation of a GenBank genome assembly.